Meriones unguiculatus (Mongolian gerbil) is the source of this 6342-nucleotide messenger RNA. RefSeq names its product potassium channel tetramerization domain containing 7 (gene Kctd7). Bases 1588 to 2457 code for a protein of 289 amino acids. Gene Ontology annotation, molecular function: protein binding. The record is from RefSeq and is a predicted model, not a curated record. Gene Ontology annotation, biological process: protein homooligomerization. Lineage: Eukaryota; Metazoa; Chordata; Mammalia; Rodentia; Muridae. The transcript is spliced from 4 exons.
UUGCCAAGGUGUCAGGAGGACAAGCUGUCAAGUUAAGACCUCAAUGGCUCCUAAGUUGAGUUUUUUUUUUUCUUCCUUCGUUUUAAUUUAAUUUUUUUUUCCUUUUUAGUGUUUGGUUUUUAGCAGUCUCGUGUAAACCAGGACGGACUCAGACUUGCUACAAAGUUGAGGCUGCCCUUGACUACUGAGCCCACUGUCACCACCUCCCAAGUACCGGGAUUACAGCGUGAGUCACCAUGCCAUGCCAUGUUGUUGUAGAUGAGAGUUGACAUCUCAGAAAUCCUUCUAAGCCUCCCAAGUCACUGCGAUUAAAGGUGUGAGCGUCCUAGCCUGGCAGUUUUCCCGUCAGACUCCUGGGUGAGUCCACAGAAAAAGCGCUAGCACAGCAGCCAUGCCCUUGUGGUUCAAGAAGAGCCAGCCAAGUUGUUGCAGUGCUCAGUUUCCAUCUUUUACGCUGCCAGUGCCCUCAGCUCUCCUGGGCACAUCCUCAGUGCCAGCCUGCCCAGGCCUCUUCACACUGACCUGCUGCUAUGGAGCCAAACCAGCUAUUCUUGGGCCCUUGCCCAGGAUGCAUGAGGCCACCGAAGACAAAGUGGCCUGGGGCUUCGCGCCCGCCAGUCAGAGAGCCAAUGACAGCAGGACCAAAGCGCCGCCCCAAUGAGCGAGCUGCCUGCCAAUCAGGGGCGGAGCCAGCGAGGACACAGCCAAUAGGAGGAAGGGUGGUGCAGUGGCCUCGCCCUGGACCAGCACUGUUGUUGAGCAUCGGGAGGGCAGAGCGCGUGCCCGUUACAUGACCAAUAAGAACAGACCGUCAGUGGUCGCACCAGCUCGAGGCCUGAACGUGCUUCCUCUACGGCUGGACCAGACCUUUCACAACCAGGGCGGGGCUAAUGGGACUCUGCCAAUAGCAAGAAGCUGCCGGGUCAGGCCAGGGAUGCCGCCUGCGCUGCGGUCGCUCCCCGCAGAGAGAAGCGCGGCCCUAGGUAAGCGGCCCGGACCGAGGGAUGCAGCGCUCCCGUUAGUCAGAGAGCCAAUCAGAGUGGACCAAGACUAGCCGACCGUGUCUCCCCUGCGAUUGGACGGCGCCCUUGCCAAUCACAGCAAGGGCCAGUGAAAUCUCGGCCCACAGCAAGAAGCGCCUGGUUCCGAUUUGCGGUUCAGGGUCCACGAGGUGGUUGCCGACGGGGGUCGGCGCUUAGUGCUCACCUCCCCUCAGCCAAACCCCUCGGUGCAGGCCGACGUCGCGCGCUUGUCAGCUGGAGAGCCAAUCAGAGUGGGGUAGUCAAGCGCCGAAGGCGGGCUGUGUCCUCUGCGAUUGGGCGAGCCUUCUGACAAUCAGGGCGGAGCCAGCGAGGGCCCGACCAAUGGCGGGAGGCGGCUGGGUCAGACCAGCCACUAACUGCAGGCGCGGUGGUCGUUGCGGCUCCUGGGAGGGCAGCGCUCCACAGCCUACCUGCGCGCAGGCCCUGGGCGUCUAGCGCCCGCCAGCGGCCCGUCGCGUCAUGUCAGGCACUGCUUGACUCGAGUUCUUCGGGCCUCCUCCUACCCGCCUACCAGAAGCCGCGCCCACCGCCCAGAGCCAGAGGGAUGGUGGUAGUCACCGGGCGGGAGCCAGACAGCCGUCACUUGGACGGUGCCAUGUCCAGCUCCGAAGCCGAAGAUGACUUCCUGGAGCCGGCCACUCCCACGGCCACGCAAGCGGGGCACGGGCUGCCCCUGCUGCCCCAGGAGUUUCCUGAGGUGGUCCCCCUUAACAUUGGAGGGGCGCACUUUACCACCCGCCUGUCUACUCUGCGGCGCUAUGAAGACACCAUGCUGGCGGCCAUGUUCAGUGGGCGGCAUUACAUCCCUACAGACUCCGAGGGCCGGUAUUUCAUCGACCGAGAUGGCACACACUUUGGAGAUGUGCUGAACUUCCUGCGUUCAGGGGAUCUGCCGCCCCGGGAGCAUGUGCGAGCUGUGCACAAAGAGGCGCAGUACUAUGCCAUUGGGCCCCUGCUGGAGCAGCUGGAGAACAUGCAGCCGCUGAAGGGCGAGAAGGUGCGCCAGGCCUUUCUGGGGCUCAUGCCCUAUUACAAAGACCAUUUGGAGCGGAUCGUGGAGAUUGCCCGGCUGCGUGCAGUACAGCGGAAGGCCCGCUUUGCCAAGCUCAAAGUCUGCGUCUUCAAGGAAGAGAUGCCCAUCACCCCCUAUGAGUGUCCACUCCUCAACUCCCUACGCUUUGAGCGGAGUGAGAGUGACGGACAGCUCUUUGAGCACCACUGCGAAGUGGACGUGUCUUUCGGGCCCUGGGAGGCGGUGGCUGAUGUGUAUGACCUCUUGCACUGUCUGGUCACGGACCUCUCAGCCCAGGGCCUCACCGUGGACCAUCAGUGCAUCGGGGUGUGCGACAAGCACCUUGUCAACCACUACUACUGCAAGCGCCCCAUCUAUGAGUUCAAAAUCACGUGGUGGUGAGUCGUCCUGGUGGGCAAGAGCCCCAUGAAGGAGGGUGCCGUCCUCUUGGGUGGCUCUGGGAGUCUGGUCCCCAAAAGGGCUGCUGACUGUCGCAGAAGCCGCUGAGGUGAGGACAGAGUGCUGAGGCAGAUAGAUGCAAAGGCACAGGUGCUCCCCCAGGCUCCCCGGCUCGUGUACCUUGGGGACUCGGUCUGCCCUCACUUGGUCUUUUCCUCAAGGCAUGGCCGUCUUCACUGGCAGCUGGCCACAGGAUCUAGUGAGGACAUCACUGAGAGUCCGGAGAGCUGUGACACUGUCUUGACACCUUGCAGGAGAGCUUCUGCCCAUUUUAGGGCCAUGUUACUGACGGAAGUGUCAUCACUUCCUGUCCCUGUUAGAACAGUCCUGCGCUUAGUGUGUCAGUUGGAAUAAGGAGUGCGUGUCAUAGGGGAUUGACCCAAGUAUCCACCCUGUAGCCCUGGCCAAAGAAGAAAGGGUGCGUUUCCUCCCAGUGCUCUCCUUGCGCCACCACUGACUGCAGCACCUUGUCGUAGGGUAUGGAAAGAGAUGUCCUGUGCUCCCAGAACAUGCCUGUCACCUUCUCUUGGAGAUUGACCAUAGCUGCCAAAGCCACGUACCAGUUGGGCCUUAGAAAAACCACAAUGUUUACAGCCCCACCCCAGGGCUUUGGCUUCUUCCUUCUUUGCAGUUAUCCCUUCCCAGGGCUGGCAUGUUACGUUCCAAAGGUUCUUUCUGAAGAUUCCCCAUGUCAGGCAGACAAGGAGCCCGGGUCCCCUCGACUUGUAGCACAACUCUCAGAGGUCAAGAACAGGCCUUGUGUUAGCAUCCAAUGGGGUGAGCCUCUUUGGAAGGCAUGCCCUCUUUCUUUGAUAGUUUUUGUUGGGGGGAGAGGGAGUGCUGGGGCGGGGGGAGGCACAGCCAUCCCAGGAGCUGAGGACGAGGAAAGUAAAUUUCUGUGUUCUACUUCCUGUUUCAGAAAGAGAGAGAAAAAGCCCACAAUGAUCACUUGCUCUGCAGUCAGGGGCAACUAUGUCAGGGUACAACACUGAACCCCUAAAGAGAGAGCUGUGUGGCACCCCUCUGAAAGCACCGCAUGUCCAGGUCACACACAGUGGCUUCUAAAUAAUGGCCAGGGGUGCAUCUGACCAUUCUUGGAUCAUUUCCUUUUCAAUUAAGCUUUUUUUUUUUUUUUUUUUUUUAAUUUUUUUUAUUUUUUGCUAUAAGGGAUUAAGGGCAGUACCACCAUAGGAUUGGGGCUGGGGUGUCUGCCCACUUCUGGGGACUAGAAGGCCAAGCCUCGGGACCUGAGCUAAAUUCUUCUGUGGGACCUGAGCAAAAUUUCUCCAUUGGGUGGGUUGGGGCAGGUACUUUCCAGGGCUCUUGUGGUUUUGAACUUGUAUUUCACUCUGAGUGUAGCAGAGUCUGAUCCAAGAGGGAGAGAGCAUCAGUUGCCCUGCAGGACAGCUGCUCUCUCUAUUCUCAUUAACAAACAGUGGAAUCUUCUGGGGUGCCUAUGCCCCUGCUUGGCGCUCAGCCCAGCAUCAUCCUCCUUCUGGCCUUGUUCUAGCAAAGAAGUUCCUUCUUUAAAUCGGUUUUAUUUUUGUUUUCUCGAUAGGGUCUCAUGAAACCUCACGUUAGCUGUAUAGCUAAGGAUGACCUUAUACUCUUGACCUUCCUGCUUCUACCUCUGAAGCGCUGGGGGAUGCGGGCACAUCCCACCUCACCUAGUUCUUGUGUUCAUUUUUUCCGUAGCUAGUGAAGACACUAUUCAGUGUGAUGUCCAUAUGCGUACAGAGCAGACAAUUAAGCCCGGGCCUUUUAGUAAUUGUGCCUGGGGCCCUUUUCUUCUUGUUCUAGAAUAUUGCAGUGCUUGGAAAAUUAUAUAAAACAAAAAACUGAUCUGGCCAAAAACAAGGCCCCGACUACUUGCCUAAGGUUCCAAGGAUACUGGGUAAAGACGUUGUCUUUGUGACUUGCUAGAGACUCUGUUUUUCUGCCCCCCUUUUUAUUCUCAGGAUGAUAUGUUUUAUACAGUUAUGGCCACUGGAGCAGGCAGAGGAAGAACGCUAGAUAGCCAGCUCAGAACUCUCUUCCCUCUUCUUUCAAUCGCUUUUUUUAAUAGUUGACUUGAUAUGUGUGGUAUUUGGACAGACCAUGUACUGAAUCUUCUUAUGUGUGGCUUUUUUUUCUUUUUAAAUAACAAAAACCUUUGCAUUUUGAAGCCAGUGAAUUCUAUACUUUCUUGCAGCACAGAAACUUUUCUUUGUAUUACAAAGUAUAUUUAUUAUAAUUCUAAUUCUUCCUUGACUAGUGGAAUAGAAAUGUGAAAUAGAGAAAUACAUAUUGGCAUCUGGGAUGUGGUUCCAUGAGAGAAUACCUACCUAGUAUGCACAAGACCCUGGGUCCCCCCCCCAAAAAAAAAAAAGGAUUAUUUCAAAGUGUACCUUUGCUAUUUGGGCCUCCACACUCACUCACCUUCUGUACUCUCUUGAAGAUUUUCUUAAACAGUAAGGAUUCAUCAGCCUGGUUUGGCUCUCUCUAAUGAGAAGAAGCCAGGCUGAAAUGCAUGUUGAAUGUGAUGGCUGGGGAUGGCUUCCAAAUAAAAAGGUCAUAUCUGUGGAAAUUACUUCAGCCCAUCUGAUCCCUUUCCAGUUGCAAUUGCCCAGGCACAGACCAAGAGACUUGUAAGAAAAAGCUUCUUGAGCUACAGAAAUAAUCGUCUCAAAAUUUGUGUGUUCUGUCAAUCAAAGCCUCUCAUCUGGUUUGAGUCAGACCAGUCAGUCAUUGCUGAAUCAGACCGAGUGCCGACCCUGGGCGUUCCCUCCUGGUUUACUUUGGGCAUCUUCUCUCAGUGCCCACUGGUUGGGAAGAUGAAAGAUUUGAGAGCAGCACAACAGAAAGCAAUACAAGAAACAUGAAAAGAACCCUGAGUAGCAACAGGGAAGGCGGGGAGAGCCACACUGAAACACAGCGCAUCCCAGGGUUGGGAAUCCAUUGUUACUGAUCUCAGAGGAAACAUUGCCAUCCGUAACUUAGCUCUGUGUGUCCCCCUGGCUGCUGUACUUCCAGGGCUGAUAGCCAACAACCCUGGAACUUCCUAUUCUUUUCUCUUGGGCUUAGGCCCUUUGGGAACUAACUGCCUGAACACCAUGUCCCAGGCUGAUCAAGUUCUGAGUUGCUGCACGGAAGGCUAACAGAACCCUGUAAGAGCAAGCUGGCUUGUGGAGUGAUACUUAUGUGUGACCCUAGACAGAGAUGAAGCCUAAGAUAAACACCACCAGCCGGGCGGUGGUGGUGCACACCUUUGAUCCCAAAACUCAGGAGGCAGAUGCAGGCGUUUCUCUGUGAUGGGGUCUACAGCCUGGUCUCCAGAGUGGGUUGCAGGAUAGGCAGGGCCAUGCAGGGAAACCCUGUUUGUGGGGAGGGGGGACAAGAUAAACGCUACCAACAAGAUGCUUUUCCUAGGAGGAAUGUCAGCUGUCCUCCUGCAUAUUUUUAACCAUAUUUGAUGAUAAAUAGUUCAGCUCGCUGCGGUGCUCUUUUUGUGUGGUGCUUGCCUGGAGUGGAUGCCCAUCCCAUGAUUCUUAAAGGAUCAUUUCCUUGUCUGAAGGUAGGAUGUUGGGAGCUGGGAUGGCUGAGCGAGAAAGGAAGAAAGGUUUUAUGUUGUCCUUAAUUUGGGGGGAAAAGUGAAUAUGUAUCGUAUUGUGGGAACAGAUUAGGUGUGGGAGGUCAACUGAGCCCGUUGUCUUCAUCUGCAUAACUUUGGCUUAAUGUAACAUUUCCUGUGUUCAACAUCAAAGCUAUUUGUGAGCGACAUCAUACCUAUUUGUGAGUAAUCUUGUGCAUAGGGCCUCAUUUCAUCAGACAUUAAAAUCAAGAACUAGA